UCUGGGACUGUGUACUAUUGAUUAUAAGGGAAGUUUAAUGGGUCGUUUUUAUGAAAUAUAACCGAAUGACUUGUACCUAUCCACGACAGGCUUUAAUUAUCGGACAGUAGACAGUAUAUGGAGAGGGUGGAUGUGGCUGUAAAAGGUAGUUUUCACGCUGCUUUUGGUGAAGGAAGACGCAAAGCUACACCGCAGGAAUAAGAGGUCACCAGAUCAUUUGGCAUCAGCACUACAGUUAAAUUCUCUGAAAUGGACAGUGAGGAUGAGCUGGAUGAUCUGGGUGUUCUGACUGCGCUGCUGGCUGAGAGCGAGGGUGUUGGUGAAGAACAAGAAAGUCAGGAGGAGGCAGACGACUUGGACGGGCUGUUUGAUGAGGACAAUGAUGGGGAAGAGUACAACGAGGGCAUCGAGGACGAAAAGCACAAUGUGGGCACAGUGGACGAGAUGUCGGAGCUCUUUGGAGAUGUGGAUGACAUCGAACACGAGGAGAAGAACAGUAACGCAACAGAAAGUGCCUGUGAGAACCUGAAUAGGUCUCAAGAGGAUUUACAAGAGGAGUUGAGGCAGAUGAAAGAGCAGAUGCAGAGGUUGCAGCAGCAGCUGGAGGCCAGCCAGAAAGUGACAACCCCAUCAGCCACUCCAACCAAGACUUCAGGAAGCUCAGCAUCUCUCGCACCAGUGACCCCCAAACCUGCACCUACCCGACAGCCAACCUCCAAACUGAGCCAGGCCAAACCAGCCGCUAACACACAGAAGACACAAGCAGCAUCUUCAUCCACCCCAGUGAGAACAGGAAGCCUCAAACUCCAGGAGUCCUCUGAGUUUUCUUCUCAGCUCAACAAUGCUGACUCAUUUAAACGCAAACCGAGAGUGGCUCACCAACCUAAACCCAGCACAUCACCAGAAAGCAGAGGACCACUGGUAGAGAUCAAGAUCGGCAGCUCCUUCCAGCCCAUAGAGAGCACCAGCAAGGCUCCUGAUCCUCUGCGCUCAGCUGCAGCCUCACAUAACAGACCUGCAGCAGCUACAUCAGCAGGGCAGCCUAAACCCGCUCCUUAUCCUUCUCUUCCUAAAGACGUGGCUGUUGAGAAAUAUUCAGGACUGCGGCUCAGAAAACCCCGUGUUUCCUCCAGCGAGAUGGACCGUAAGAUGGCUGACCGCCGUCUGAUCCGUCUGUCACAGGUGCCGGAGCGAAUGGCUCAGGAAAAGCUGGAAGACAGCGACUGGGUGACGUUUGCUGUGCUGGUCAGCAAAGCCACGCCUCAAAGCAACAGCAGUGGCAAAACCUUUAGCAUCUGGAAACUCAGCGACCUCCAUAACCUGGAAGUCUUUGUCUCUCUGUUCCUGUUCGGUGAAGUUCACAGAGAGCACUGGAAGACGGAGACUGGCACAGUCAUCGGAAUCCUCAACCCAAACCCCAUGAAGCAGAAAGAUGGAUACGAUGGGGUGAGUCUGACGGUGGAUCACCCACAGAAGGUGCUGCUGAUGGGUGAAGCUCAGGACUAUGGUACCUGCAAGGGUGUGAAGAGGAACGGAGAGCCAUGCUCGCAGAUUGUUAACAUGUACGAAUGCCCGUACUGCCAGUAUCACGUCAAGGCCCAGUACAAGAAGUUGAGCUCAAAAAGGGCCGAGCUGCAGUCAUCUUUUUCAGGAAGAGCCCCCAGCAAAGUUAUGGGGAAAGGGAAGGGAGGCAGCCUGCGAGAGCGGCUGUGUCAGGACGGUUUCUACUACGGCGGCGUGUCCUCAGCAGCCUGCGCCGCCUCACUGACUGCGUCCAAACCGAACAAACCCACCCAGAAAACUCUGGACACGCUGUUUGUGAGAGGCUCGGCUCAGCUCGUCAGUCAGGCCAAGAGGCUCGCCAUGCAGUCCGGUGAAGUUGCAGGUUGUUCAAAUGAAUUUAAAAGCCUGCUGUCAAUGCCAACACCUGGAGCUCUGCAGCUCAAGAAGCAUCUUGCACAUGGCAGCCAGUCAGUUUCCAAAGAUAAAUCCGUAGUUCCUCUUCAGUCCAUCUCGGCCUCAGACCUGCUGAAGCAGCAGAAACAGAAGCAGCGGGAGCUGCUGGAGAGCCGGCGGCAGAGGCUGGAAGAAGUCCAGAAAAGGUCACCGCAGAACUCAGGUGGUGCGAUCGGGCGAGAUAGUUUAACGUCCCCAAAAGCUGCUUCCGAGGUCCCCACAGCCUCCCAAAGCCCAGCAGCGCCCCGUACUCCAACACUGGGCCGAGGCUUCUCCAAGGGCGAAGAUAUUGUCUUCUUUGAUAACAGCCCCCCAUCAGCUCCUCCUCCCAGCACCCUCAGCCUAUCAGCUGCCAAGUUGGCUGCUCUGAAGAAGCUAAGGGCUAAAGGCAUGGGGCUGAAGAAGGAAGACCCCAACGCUGUGAAGAGGAAGAGGAAUAACAGCGGUGACAUCAGCGCCCGAGUAGAGCGAAAUCGCACCUCACCGAGUGGUGAAUCUUCCACUAAUGAGGCUGAGGAACCAGCACAGAAAAAGAAGCGAGAACAACUCGACUACAUCCAGUCAGAGGAGUUUCAGAAGAUCCUGAAUGCCAAAUCUCGCCACGGGGUUGUCCUUCAAGCGGCGGAGUACCAGCUGCAGGAGCGCUACUUCAGUGCUCUGGUGAAGAAGGAGCAGAUGGAGGAGAAGAUGAGGAGCAUCAGAGAGAUGAAGUGUCGUGCUGUCACCUGUAAAAAGUGUAGUUACACCUACUUCAAGCCGGCCGAUCGUUGUGUGGAGGAGAACCAUGAUCUGCGGUGGCAUGAUGCCGUGAAGCGCUUCUUCAAAUGUCCCUGUGGACAGAGAGCCAUCGCUCUGGACAGGCUGCCACACAAGCACUGCAGCAACUGUGGUCUGUUUAAAUGGGAGCGUGAUGGGAUGCUGAAGGAGAAAACUGGCCCUAAGAUCGGCGGAGAGCUCCUCCAGCCUCGAGGAGAGGAGCAAGCCAAAUUCCUCAACAGCCUGAAGUGAUUUAUUAUUGAGGGAGCAACAUUUGGACUUUUAUGUUUGUAAUUUAAGGCUUCAGUAGCAUUUUACAUGUGUAUCGGUUGUGUUUUAAAUUUUAGCUAUUGAUUAUGAGUGAUUAAUGUCUGUGAUGAUAUCAGAUAUGCUGGAAAUUGGCUGAUUAAAGCAGUAGUUUAUAAUGA
Archocentrus centrarchus (flier cichlid) is the source of this 3140-nucleotide messenger RNA. RefSeq names its product minichromosome maintenance 10 replication initiation factor (gene mcm10). Lineage: Eukaryota; Metazoa; Chordata; Actinopteri; Cichliformes; Cichlidae. Bases 250 to 2964 code for a protein of 904 amino acids. Gene Ontology annotation, molecular function: single-stranded DNA binding; DNA replication origin binding. The transcript is spliced from 18 exons. Gene Ontology annotation, cellular component: nuclear replication fork; nucleus. The record is from RefSeq and is a predicted model, not a curated record. Gene Ontology annotation, biological process: DNA replication; DNA replication initiation.